AUGAUGACCAGCAGUCCGAGUUCCAUUGAAGUGCCCCACUCGUGGGCGGAGAAGUACAAACCAAAAACCAUUGCACAGAUGUGUUACCCCGUUACCGCAAAUAAGUUGAAGCAAUGGAUGGAAGAAUUUGAAGCCAAUAGUUCCAAAAUGAGGGGAGCACUACUCUCGGGACCACCUGGUGUUGGUAAGACGACAUCUGUUUAUGUUGUGGCUUCCGAGCUCGGGCGUGUUGUUGUUGAAUACAACGCCAGCGACUUCCGCAGCAGAAAAUCACUGCGGGAGAACGUUAGCACCGUAGUUAAUAACCGCACUUUCAGCAACACUUCCUCGUCCUACGCUAAUAUUGUGCUGCUGAUGGACGAAGUGGAUGGGUGCGACAUUGGCGGCGUCGGAGAAGUUAUUCAAAUGAUCAAGAAUACCAACGUGCCAAUCAUCUGCACGUGCAACGACCGGUGGCAUCCAAAAUUGCGCUCACUGCUGAACCACGUGGAAGACAUCCGCGCUGGUCGACCCCCGUGUAACAUAGUUGCCAACUACCUUUGUGAUAAGGUACUGGCUCGCGAAGGCAUCUCUCUUUCUAAACAGCUUCUGCAGGACAUCAUACAACGAUCGGGAAGCGACAUCCGCAGCAUGCUCAACAAUCUGCAAAUGUGGUGCAUCAACCAAACAUCACUUCAGCAGAAGAAACUUGCGGAGUGCGCACUGCAGUCAGCAAAAGAUGGUGAUGUUGGCCUAUUUGAAGCCGCCGAGGUAUUUCUUCUGCAGGGGUCGUCGCGUGGUAGGCCCCGUUCCAUUGAAGAGCUCCAGUCCACGUUCUACAACUCGGACCUUGUGGACAUGUUCGUGCAGGAAAACUACCUUCACUUCAAACCUGAGGACCGUGAUUGGAUGGAUGCAGUUGCCGAGGCAGCGUCUUCAAUUUCACUCUCGGAUCUAGCGCAACGUAUUAUGUUCUUUGAGAACAACUGGUCCGUAUCCCGGUCCCACGUACUUCUCUCCAGUAUUAUACCGUGUGCCCUAACUCGUGGUCAUUACGAAACUUUUGUAACAGGGCAGCAGGCCAUAUUUGAUCGACAACGUCCUGUGAAGUUUCCUUCAUGGCUUGGUCAAAAUUCAGCUGCUGGUAAAAACAAAAGGCUGCUUCGGUGCUUGACAUUUCAGGCGAUGGGUCACUCGAAGGGUAUUAGCGGUACACAAGAGGAUGUUCUGCUUGAUUACAUACCACGUGCCUGGGAGAGCAGACUUACCGACCCAUUAGCACAACGGGGGAAGGAUGCCAUUCCGGAAGUAAUUGCUUUCAUGGAUCAGUACCACAUCAUGCGUGAUGACUGGGAAUUUAUCCAGUCUGUUGCACACUUUAAGAAAAUGCAGUCGGCGUCUCCAAACCCUGCUGCAGGAGAUAUUCCAGGAGGUAUAAAAGCAGCCUUCACGCGAGAGUUCAACAAGACACAUCGUUUGGAAAGCUUUGCGAAGGGGGCGCUGCAACGGGUUGCCACCGAUGGAAUAGGGUUUGGAGAGGGGGAAGAAGACAACGAGGAAGAAGGAAGUGUUGCGGGAGCCUCACGCCCCACUGCGAAGAAAGCUUCCGCGAAAACUGCCGCGAAGCCGAAGAAGGCGGCGAAAAAGGAAGGUAACGAGAAUGCAAAACCGAAGAAAGCGGCGGCCAAGACGGCGAAACCUGCGGGUAGGCGGGGGAGGAAAGCCACUCUUGUCGACUCUGAUUCGGAACCGGAGUUUGAGAGCUACAGUUCCGAUGACUAUUAG
This is a messenger RNA of Trypanosoma brucei brucei TREU927, 1764 nucleotides long. RefSeq names its product replication factor C subunit 1. Gene Ontology annotation, molecular function: ATP hydrolysis activity; DNA clamp loader activity; ATP binding. NCBI's taxonomy places the organism in Eukaryota, Euglenozoa, Kinetoplastea, Trypanosomatida, Trypanosomatidae. Gene Ontology annotation, cellular component: nucleus; DNA replication factor C complex. The coding region runs from base 1 to 1764 and encodes 587 amino acids. The transcript has a single exon. Gene Ontology annotation, biological process: DNA replication; DNA repair. The record is from RefSeq and is a predicted model, not a curated record.